Messenger RNA from Penicilliopsis zonata CBS 506.65, 2723 nucleotides. RefSeq lists its product as hypothetical. NCBI's taxonomy places the organism in Eukaryota, Fungi, Ascomycota, Eurotiomycetes, Eurotiales, Aspergillaceae. Gene Ontology annotation, biological process: vesicle fusion with Golgi apparatus; endoplasmic reticulum to Golgi vesicle-mediated transport. The record is from RefSeq and is a predicted model, not a curated record. Bases 43 to 2562 code for a protein of 839 amino acids. The transcript has 6 exons. Gene Ontology annotation, cellular component: trans-Golgi network; outer membrane.
GACAGCUUGCCCACUACGAGAUUGGCCAUUGCCACUGCCGCAAUGUCCACUCCUCUUUCCUCCGAAGAUGAAGAUAUCUUCGAGCGGCUGCAGAACCGCACCGACCAGAAGGUACUAGAGGAGCAGCAACAGGCUAUCAAUGAGCGUGUAAACGCUAUAUAUCAAAAAGCACAGACGCGUCUUGGUGAAUUGAUUGACCAAAACUCUACUCUGCCAUGCGCCAUUUCGUCAGUCCAAGUCGUCGGUACCCCGCACACGUCAAGACGAUUCUUGGAGCGGAUAUUUAAUCCGCUGCUAGAGAGUCCAAAGGACAGGCCCUACACCCUCUCCGAAGUUCUGCAGGUAGUUUCGGCACGCGCGGACAAGCUCAACAGAUUCGACAUUUUCCAGCAGCCAAUUUCCAUUUUCCUGGAUCAAAAAACCGAUGCUGAUAGCUUGGGAAAAUUAACCAACAUCGAUGUCUUCUUGACCGUUAAGGAAAAGUCUCGUGUUUUGUUGAAGACUGGAACUGACCUCGGCAAUGCGGAGGGUUCGGCAUACGGAAACCUUCUCUGGCGGAAUGUCUUUGGCGGCGCAGAGACAUUGAACCUAAAUGCGUCAUUGGGAACAAGGACAAGGUCGGCUUAUCAGGCCGCCUUCGAAUCACCGAUUUUUAGUGACCCUGACUUCCGUGUGGAGUUUGGCGGAAUUGGAAGUUCGACGCAGAAGCCAUGGGCUAGCCAUGAGGAAGUUCUUAAGGGUGCCUGGACGAAGUUGAGAUGGCUCACUCAAUCUGGUCAGCGCCACGAACUUGGCUACAAUGGCUUUUGGCGACAGGUUACCAGCCUCUCUGAGAACGCCUCCCCUGCGGUCCGAGCCAGUGCGGGCGAUAGCGUGAAAAGCAGUGUGUUCCACAGCUGGGUCAACGAGCAGAGGGACAACCCCCUUCUUCCUUCUCGCGGCUAUUAUGCCAAGCUCUUCAAUGAGGUGGCUGGUUGGGGACCUUUGAGAGGAGACGUUUCGUUUUGGAAGUCCGAAAUUGAAACCCAGGGAGCCGUGCCCAUUCCAAUUCCCGGUAUCAAGGGUGACAGCGGUAUCAGUUUGACUACUGCGUUCCGUGCCGGUAUUCUCUACCCUCUUGGCCUUGGCUCUGACCCUAGACCCAAGCCCUCUCGCAUCAAUGAUCGCUUCCUUCUUGGUGGACCUACAGAUGUUCGCGGUUUCCGCCAGUGCGGCCUUGGUCCCCAUGAAGGCUCUGACGCCCUUGGAGGUGACGUCUAUGCUGCUGGAAGUGCCAACCUUCUCCUUCCUUUGCCGCGCGUCGGUGCUGAUAAGCCCUUGCGACUGCAAGCUUUUAUCAACGGUGGGCGCUUGCUACCCCUGCGCACUGCACAAAAGAGCACUCCAACCACGAGUGAAGAAGCCAAAGACGCUAUGAUCUCGACAGUUCGCGAGCUAGGAAGUGGCUUGCCAAGCGUCGCAGCUGGUUUAGGUCUCGUUUACGCUCACCCUGUGGCCAGAUUUGAGCUGAACUUCUCUCUACCACUAGUGAUCCGGAAGGGUGAGGAGAGCAGAAAGGGUCUACAACUGGGAAUUGGAAUCAGCUUUCUGCCCCCCCACAAUCCAACCUCUGGCCUCAUGGCCCAAUACUACCCGCCACAACAACAACCCUACGGGGGACAUCCUUCUGCUCAAAACCUCCAAUUCUUCCCGUCGUCUUACUCUUCCGUGUCUGGGCACACAACGCCCUCACAAGCUUCGUAUGGUGGUUUCGGAGCCUCAUCAAACCAACCCGCUCAGGCAUACCCUGGAGCUGGAUAUGGCGGGUUCGGUUCCAUGGCCGGAGGUGUGAGUGGACGGAUGGGAGAACAAGGUGGGCUAAGAACAGGCUGGUUGGCCGCAUUUGGGACGGAGGGAUACGAUGGGGAGCCGCCGCUCUUAGAAGAGUUGGGUGUCAACUUUGAGCAUAUCCGGACGAAGACGUUAACAGUCUUGAAUCCCUUUGCGCGGAUCGACCAGCAUCUCAUGGACGACAGUGAUCUGUAUGGCGCUCUACUCUACAUCGUUCUGUACGGCACCUUCCUUCUCCUCUCUGGCAAGGUGUUCUACGGAUACAUCUACGGGGUGGCGGUGUUCGGGACUGUUGCCCUCCAUUUAAUCCUCAGUCUGAUGUCGCCCACCGUUGACCCCGGGUCUGGCCCCAAUGCCGCAGACCCAAACAACUACCACCCGCACCACAAGCCCACCGUGUCCAAUGCCUCGGGAGCAGACAAUUUCUCGGCCACCCUGACGUUCCCCCGCUCGGCCAGCGUGCUCGGAUACUGCUUCCUCCCGCUUGUCUUGACCAGUCUCGUCGGCAUCCUGAUCCCCAUGGAUACCCUGUUCGGGUAUCUGGUGACGACUGCAGCCGUCGGCUGGUGCACGUACAGCUCCUCGGGCAUGUUCUGCGCCGUCACCCAAAUGCGCGGCAUGCGUGGACUAGUCGCCUACCCACUGGCCUUGUUUUAUGUCGUCUUUGGAAUCAUGGGCAUCUUCUCGUCGAGAGGCAGCGGUUCACUGGCUGCAAAGACCGGCGCGGCCUGAAGCGUGCCUGACCCUGUUGAAAAAAAAAGAAAAGAAAAGAAAAGAGCUGUGGCUUAUGGCUUGGGGUCUUGAAUGGUGAAUAUCAAUGGUUGGCACAUGGGGCUCUGGCUAGGGCUAUAUAGACUUAUCUAUGAAUUUGACGAAGCGAGCAGUUAGUUACU